Molecule: messenger RNA, 1454 nt
Organism: Xenopus tropicalis (tropical clawed frog)
Lineage: Eukaryota; Metazoa; Chordata; Amphibia; Anura; Pipidae
Gene: socs1
Product: suppressor of cytokine signaling 1
Exons: 4
Coding region: 529-1164 (211 amino acids)
Biological process (GO): intracellular signal transduction; developmental process; protein ubiquitination
Cellular component (GO): nucleus; cytoplasmic vesicle
Source: RefSeq, a predicted model, not a curated record
AGAGAGCAGCUCUCUAGGGGAUUGUGCUGUCAUGCAACUGCUGUGAGAUCGAGGCAGGAGGCGGGUUUUACAGGAGAAUCCUUAGAGUUUCCACCAACAGUUUUAAAAGUUCAUGUCUUUGUGUGGAGUAAGCUGAUGUUAAGGAGUCGAGCUAUUAAAAAAACAGGUGUAAUUCUACUCCGGAUGUGGAACCAAUAGCAUCCAGUCAGAUAUGGACUCCAGACUGUCCGUCACAUUUAGCUGUGUACAUAUAAGCAGGUGGCAGAAUCAGAUUAAACUGGUACAAGCACCCAACUUCCCAGUACAAUGUUGGAGUGGGGUUCUCAUUAACAGUAAAACAGAAGUGAAACCAGUGGCAAUGAUAGAAGAAUGAAGAUGAUGUACUAACCACAAAUGCUGUGUGCUAUGUAGUGGUUAUGCUUAUUGCAGCACUGCACAAUUACACUGGAGAACAGCCACUAAAGAGUUACAGCACUGCGGGUGGAACAGACGCUAUGGAAGACCACAUAGGUUGGUCUAGUCUAUAGGAUGGUAGCAAACAGUAAGGUGGAAGCAGAUAAUGCAGUUGCAGAUAGAAGAUCUCAGCACCUGGAAGCUUCAGUCUCUGAUCGUUCACAAAUCCAACCUGCCAGAGCGCUCCAUCCCAGCCCAGGACGUGCCACUCCUGCUUUGCUGCUUAGUGAUACCCACUUUCGUACCUUCCGCUCGCAUUCAGAUUUCACCAUCAUAACCAAGACCAGUAGUAUGCUGGAUACUUGUGGCUUCUACUGGGGACCUAUGGAUGUCAACGUGGCUCAUGACAAGCUAAAAUCUGAGCCAGUAGGUACCUUCCUUAUCAGGGACAGUAGGCAAAAGAACUGUUUCUUUGCAAUCAGUGUUAAAACAGCCAGGGAAACUGUCAGCAUCCGGAUUAAGUUUUAUGCUGGGAAAUUCAGCCUAGAUGGCAGCAAAGAGUCAUUUAGUUGCCUCUUUCAGCUAGUGGAACAUUACAUGAUAUCUCCCAAGAAGAUGCUGGUUUCUCCUUUAAGGAAAGUCAGGUUACGACCUUUGCAAGAACUUUGCCGAAAAAGCAUAUUAACAACUUUUGGGAGGCAAAACUUGGACAGUAUACCCUUGAAUAGGGUGUUAAAGGACUACCUAAAGUCUUUCCCAUUUCAAAUUUAACACAGGGCAUUAACAUCCUUGGACACAAGAACAAACGUGUUACAAACUCCUCUUCUGUGGAUUAUUUUUUAAACCUUAUUUAAUUGUGCUCAAGUUUAUUUUUGUAGCAAUUAACUGUAUUUUGGGAUGAAACUUGAACACUUGACUUUUAAUGUUUACAUAAAAAUAUGGUUUGCACAAAGUUACAAGGUUAUGACCCCUUGAAAUAUUUUUCUGCUGUGCAGAACACAAUAUUUUAUUACAUUUUAAGUAAUUAACUUUAAUAAACUUUAUUAUGAAAUAUUCAGAAA